This is a messenger RNA of Geodia barretti, 232 nucleotides long. The record is from the annotation of a GenBank genome assembly. NCBI's taxonomy places the organism in Eukaryota, Metazoa, Porifera, Demospongiae, Tetractinellida, Geodiidae.
UCUAAAUGUAGUUAAAAACGAAGCCUAUUGUCAUGGGCAUACAUGUUAACAUAAUGUGGAAUGGUCACUCGUUAUCACCACUAUUGACUAGGCCUUAUUCCACUAAGAUAGGAAAUACUCAUACUAAUACUUAUCACCUAUUCACCCAUUCCUUUUCCUCAUCCAUUGUGCGAUACCACUUCCUACUUUUACCUAGAGUAUAAAUACUCACCUGUGUUGUAUAUACCAUAGG